Molecule: messenger RNA, 336 nt
Organism: Paramecium tetraurelia
Lineage: Eukaryota; Ciliophora; Oligohymenophorea; Peniculida; Parameciidae
Exons: 2
Source: RefSeq, a predicted model, not a curated record
AUGGUUUCUUGUGCUUAAUAUUGCAUGUUUAUAUCUGCUCCAGGAUGCAUAUUCAUGACCUAUUUGGGAUUUAUGAUAGCCAUUGGAUCUGAAACUGUCUAUGUAGUACCUCAUAGUCGAAUUGAAGGUGCUUUUGCAUUGUUCAUUACAGCCGUGCUUUACGCUAUUUUUUUUGCGAUCAGCUACAAUAGUGAGUAUUCUCAGGUUUAAAGACAACAGAAUGUUGACGAGUGGAUUAAUUCUCAGGAAAUCAGAGAAGCUGAAUUGGAGAUGCAAGAUAUUCCUAAGUAGCCUUAAUCAACCCUAUAAGAAUCCGCAGAAUAAUUGCCAUAAUGA